AUGGCUGGAGCUACAAAAACUCAGCGCACCAGCGCUCUGCGACAAGCACCCCCCAAAGGCCAAAAGCCUGGCAAGAUCACCAAGAAGUUCAUCAUCAACGCCUCCCAGCCCGCCUCAGACAAGAUCUUCGACGUUUCCGCCUUCGAGAAGUUCCUCCACGAUAAGAUCAAGGUCGACAACCGCGUGGGUAACUUAGGCGACACGAUCCAAAUUAGCCAGCAGGGUGAAGGGAAGAUUGAGGUCAUUGCGCACACUCAAUUCUCCGGGAGAUACCUCAAGUACUUGACAAAGAAGUUUCUCAAGAAGCAACAGCUGCGAGAUUGGCUCCGUGUGGUCUCCACAUCCCAGGGUGUCUACGAGCUGAGGUUCUUCAAUGUGGUGAAUGAUGCAGAUGAGGAUGACGACGAGUAA
This is a messenger RNA of Letharia columbiana, 411 nucleotides long. RefSeq lists its product as uncharacterized. The transcript has 4 exons. NCBI's taxonomy places the organism in Eukaryota, Fungi, Ascomycota, Lecanoromycetes, Lecanorales, Parmeliaceae. The record is from RefSeq and is a predicted model, not a curated record. Gene Ontology annotation, molecular function: RNA binding; structural constituent of ribosome. Gene Ontology annotation, cellular component: ribosome. Gene Ontology annotation, biological process: cytoplasmic translation. Bases 1 to 411 code for a protein of 136 amino acids.